ACCGUUAUCACGCGAACGUUGACACACGUCCGUUCUUUUCUUCGUUUUUAAACUCGACGAAUCCUCCCCACGUGACACUCUAUUAUUAUUUGAUCCUUUGUUUUUUUUCAUUUCUUUUCCUAAUCAUUAUACAACAGAACAAAAAGGAAAGAUCCGUUCGUCGAGAUAGUGUUCUUAUCGGAAAUGAUGCUUCGUGAAAAAAAAUCUAAAGAUUUUUGAUAUACGUCGAUCGAUAGAUAUCGUUCAAUCGUUAUCGAUCUCUUAAUUCUUUCGAUUGAUCCAAAUAUAUGCCAAAGAGAUUUCGAUGAACUUUUAAGACACGAUGUAUAAUUGAAUAGCUCGAUUGUUCGAUAAAGACUACAAAAAACACCGAUGAGCCGUACCAAUUGUUGACUCUUAUUCGUUUUCUUUUUAACAGUAUUUACUUUAUUUUGUUUGCCUUCAGUUAGAGGUGUGUUCUCCAACGUGUGAAGCUUUACCAAUCGAUCCCCGUCCGCGUGUGUUUUGUGCGGUGCUGUUACAAGAUUGACCCCUGCGGUUAUGUUGAAGCGUGUCGAAUGUAUCAGCAGGACCUAACGUAUCUCAAAGGAUCACCACCUUGGUACUUCGGUUGUGUCGGAUGUAAGGAUUUUCCUGGAUACAAUAGACGUCUGAGCGAGGCAUGUUAUGCGUCAAAAAAAUCAACGACGGUGGCUCGCGUGGAAGAUGAUGUGGUUAAGUAGAUAAAGAAAAAAAUAAAAGAGAGAGAGAGAGAGAGUGAGAGAGUGAGAGAGAGUGAGAGAGAGAGAGAGAGAGUGAGAGAGUGUGAGAGAGAGAGAGAGAGAGAGAGUGUGAGAAGACGGAGUGGGAGGUAAAGAGGGAGGAAGAAGAAGAAAGACCUGUCUUCAUCUUAGAAGACAUCAUCAAGAGAGACGAGAGGAAUCAUCAGCAGCUGAUUCUGAUUGGUGCACGAUGCUCUGCUAUCGCGCUCUUGUCUUUCUUUUUGCUGUCAACGUGCCAAUCGUGACAGGUCUAGAGCCAGACUUCCUUUACCCGCUGCAGAACGUAACGAUUCCGCAGGGUCGAGACGCUACCUUCACUUGCGUGGUGAAAAACCUCGGUGGAUACCGGGUGAGUCCUUCCUCCUCCACGAGCGGAGAUCACUCUGGCGGCGCCAAGGCCCGGGUAGCGUGGAUCAAGGCGGACACCAAGGCGAUCUUAGCGAUUCACGAACACGUCAUCACUAAUAACGCUCGUCUGUCGGUGACGCACAAUGAUCAGAACACCUGGACGUUGAAUAUACGGGGAGCUAGGAAGGAGGAUGGAGGUGUUUAUAUGUGCCAAGUUAACACGAAUCCAAUGAAGAGUCAGAGCGCCUUCCUCGAAGUGGUAAUACCACCGGACAUCAUAUCCGAGGAAACGUCCAACGAUUUAAUGGUUCCGGAAGGUGGUUCGGCUAAGCUGGUAUGUAAGGCUAGGGGAUAUCCGAAACCAGACAUCGUUUGGAAACGAGAGGAUGGCUCGGAGAUCAUAUCUCGUGCUGGCUUGUCUGGCGGCAAAACGAAAACACCAACCGCGGAAGGUGAGCUCCUAGUUUUAUCUAAAGUAACUAGAGGCGAGAUGGGAGCUUAUCUUUGCAUCGCCAGUAACGGAGUACCGCCAUCGGUUAGCAAAAGAAUAAUGUUGCACGUACAUUUUCAUCCGAUGGUUCAAGUACCGAACCAACUUGUUGGAGCUCCAACUGGAACUAACGUCACGCUGGUCUGCCACGUAGAAGCAUCACCCAAAGCCAUUAAUUAUUGGACUCGCGAAUCGGGUGAAAUGAUCAUCAGUAACAGCAAAUAUUCAAUGUCGGAGACGAAGACAUCUGCUUAUAGCGUGCAUAUGAAACUAGUUAUCAUGAAUCUUCAAAAGCAAGAUCUCGGUGGUUACAAGUGUAUCUCGAAAAACUCUAUCGGAGACGCCGAGGGUAACAUCCGACUUUACGAUAUGGAACUUCCGAAACAUACGAAAAAAAUUGGCGAUCGUCGUGGAGGGGAGGAGGAUAUGAACGAGUUCAUGAACCCAAGGGAUCAUAGCCUGAAUCGGAUUUAUCAGGGCUCGCUUAGGGAAGCUGGCUCAACCUCCGACCCGUCCGCCAUCGGAGGAGAUGAUUCUGCCUCGUCUACCUCAACGCUUACCGAAAGAUGCAGUUUCAUAUUCUUUUGGAUCUUCCUUCAUAUCGCAACAAAUCGACUGUUUGCCGUUUAACGACAUAAAUCGAAUAUCAAUCAUAUAAGGGGUGUACAAGGAUUAUAGAUUAGAGUUAAUUCGGUCAUAUUUUUAAUCCGAAUUAAACGAUGAACUCUUGUGCGUGUCCUAUGUGUUAGUGUGUGUGUGCAUGUGUGUGUGUGUGUGCGUGCGCGCGCGCGCGCGUGUUUGUGUGUGUGCGUUCGUGUGAGUGCAUGCGUGCAUAUGUGUGUGCGUGUAUGUGCGUGCAUGUGCGUAUGUGUAUAUGUGUGACAAUUACUUCGAUAGACGACGACGUUCGAUCGUUUAUAAUCUCCGAGAAAUCACGAACUUUUUUCCUUUCUUUUUCUUUUAUUUUCUCUCUCUCUCUCUCUCUCUCUCUCCCUCUCUCUCUUUUUCCUUCUUUUCUUUCUUUCUUUUUAUUUAGUAAUGAUUAUCGAACGAUUCGAUCACUUAUUUAUCUCAUCGCGAUUAUGAAAUUACGAAGAAAUUACCGCAGACUUUAUUGAUAUUCAUAUUCAAUUAAAUUGAUAUUAUAUCUGGUGGGAGAGAGAGAGAGAGAGAGAGAGAGAGAGAAAAGUCGAUUAAAUCGCGGUCGUGUGUGAAUUAAAUAUUUUAUCAAUAUUGUCACUAUUUCUCUGUCUCUUUCUCUCUUUCUAUCUGCCUAUCCAUCUCUCUCGUUAUCAAUGUUUCAUCUACCAAUAAUUUGUAUUCUUUAUUUGUAACUUAAUCGUUGUUUCAUUCAUUAUCGAAGCCCAUUCAUUAUUUAAAAUCAUAAUCAUAAUCUCCUCCUCCGAAUGUAAUCCGUUUUUAUUAUAUUAGAAAUUAAAUCCAAAAGAAAAGUCGUCGUGAUUAAUAUUCAAGGUAAAUCGAUUGAUUUUAUUGAGUUCUCGAUGUUACUAAUCCUAUUUUUUUUCUCAGGCUAGAAUGAAGAAACGACCAAAUCGGGGGUCUCUUCAUCGGUCAGGUACGUUAACUCUCUAUAAAAAUCCACAAUUUUAAUUUUCAUAAUUAAAAGCAAAUAUAUUAUAUCCGAAGAAAAUAAAUUAUUAAACUCCUCUCCCUCCUCGUCUCUCUCUCUCUCUCUCUCUCGUUCUAUCGGAGAUUUAUAAUAAAAUUUACAUAUACCCUUUUCUCGAAUUUAAACGUUGAAUUGAUUAUCUGACGAUGUAAAUUGGGGGAGAAAAAAAAAAAAAAGAAAUAAAAAAAUAAGAAAAAAAGGAAAGAAAAAAAUAAGAUUAAAACGAAACGAAACGAAAAGAUAGAUAGGUAGAUAUAUAGAUAGAUAGAUAGAUAGAUAGAUAGAUAGAUAGAUAGAUAGAAAAACAAGAAGGAAGAAAAAAAAAAAAAGGAAAAUGUCGAAUUAAAACGUAAGUGGAUAAGGGAGUAUGGAAUGACGGAUGGUGUUAAAAUAAGGAUAAGAAAAAUGAAUGAAGAGAAAGAGAAAAGAAGAAGAAGAAGAAGAGAGAGAGAGAAAAAAAAAGAAUUAGAAAAAGAAUAGAAUAGAAAAGAAAAAGAAAAGAAAAGAAAAGAUAAGGUCGAAGGUAACGCUAGAGUGUCUCGAUGGAAAAAUAACGCUCGUCGGGCUUACGCCCGCUGCGGAUAGCAGUUUUAUUUUCACAUAAAAGUGGAAAAAUUUCUCGCGGGAGGAAACGAAGCGUAGAACAUAGCCCGGGCCCGGAUUGAUUGUUUUACUACGUGCGCCCCUCGAAAUGAACCGCGGGACCGAGUUUGCCGACGGCGGCGGCUCUCUGUUCCUGAAGUCGAGCACAAUUUCGUGGUACUUUAAGAUAAAUUCUUACGAGAAAAAGAGAAAGAGAAAGAGAGAGAGAGAGAGAGAGAGAGAGAGAGAGAGAGAGAAAGAAAGAAAGAGAGAAAGUAUAAACGAGACGAGGGAAAACUGUACUCACCCUUUCCCCCUCUACUUCUCCAUCUCCACCUCCACCUCCUCCUCCUAUUUCCUCUUCCUCCAGCCUUUUUUUUUUUUUUUUACGGUAAGACAUUUCUUUUCCUAUCAAAAAGUAUCGUUCCAAGUAGUGCCUCGAAUUACUAACGGGUUACGUUCCUUAUCGAUCCUUGUGUUCGUCGAUCUUUUAAUAUACUAGGUGAAUGAAAUUAUAUCGAUAGAGUAAUAAUAAUAAUAAUAAUAAUAAUAAUAAUAAUAAUAAUAAUAAUUAUGAUAAUAAUAAUACUGAUAAUAAUAAUAAUUAAAUGUAUAAUUUUAUCUGACAAUUAUUAAUAUCGAUGAUAUUAUUAUUAUUAUUAUUAAAUUAUAUUACACCGUGUAAUAUUAUAUUGAAAUAUUACGAUUGAUUUUGUUUCAUAUAGUUUAGCUUGAUGUUAAAUUAUAUUUCAAUUAAUGUUAUUGUUUCUCGAGAAAUGAAGGAAACGAAAAAAGGAAGGAGAUAAAGACAUUCGAAUAGAAAAAGAAAUCAAUAAAUAAAUAAAUAAAAAGGAAAAUAAUAUUAUUUGUCAUUAAAAAUUUAUCACGCUUUGACAACGUCGUUCCAAUUAUUCGUCUCUUUUCUUUAAUUGUCUUUUUUUUUUUUUUUUUUUUCCUUUUUCUUUUUUGCCAUUUUUUUAAUCUUAUUAGAGACAAG
Vespa velutina is the source of this 4808-nucleotide messenger RNA. RefSeq names its product lachesin (gene DIP-beta). Bases 952 to 2229 code for a protein of 425 amino acids. Lineage: Eukaryota; Metazoa; Arthropoda; Insecta; Hymenoptera; Vespidae. The transcript is spliced from 10 exons. Gene Ontology annotation, cellular component: neuron projection. The record is from RefSeq and is a predicted model, not a curated record.